Messenger RNA from Sesamum indicum (sesame), 2843 nucleotides. RefSeq names its product methionine-tRNA ligase, putative / methionyl-tRNA synthetase, putative / MetRS. The record is from RefSeq and is a predicted model, not a curated record. Gene Ontology annotation, molecular function: methionine-tRNA ligase activity; ATP binding; tRNA binding. Lineage: Eukaryota; Viridiplantae; Streptophyta; Magnoliopsida; Lamiales; Pedaliaceae. Gene Ontology annotation, cellular component: cytosol; aminoacyl-tRNA synthetase multienzyme complex. Gene Ontology annotation, biological process: methionyl-tRNA aminoacylation.
GAAGAGUGAGAACCCUAUUUGAAACCCUCAAAACACCAAAAUCUUGUCCAGACCAAAACAUUGUACUUCGCUCACUGGCUCUCCAUAUCGCUUUCUAUAAGCAGACGGCAGACUCCACUCUCUCCCUCUCUCUUUAUAUAUAUUUGGAUUCCAUUUCCCAUUCCGAACCCUAGAAGAAUUCGUAUCAUAUUGAAGAAAAUCCGAAGAUCUGAAGAUGGGCGACAGUAGUGCCCCCGCCGCCACGAAGCUCCCUGUUCCUGGGAAGCGGAAUAUCCUCAUCACCAGCGCCUUGCCUUACGUCAAUAACGUUCCCCAUCUCGGCAACAUCAUCGGAUGCGUCCUGAGUGCUGAUGUAUUUGCGCGGUACUGCCGGAUGAGAGGAUAUAAUGCGAUUUACAUUUGUGGUACGGAUGAGUACGGGACUGCAACUGAGACUAAGGCAAUGGAGGAAGGGUGCUCUCCAAAGGAAAUUUGUGACAAAUAUCAUGCUAUUCACAAAGACGUAUAUCAGUGGUUCAAUAUAAGCUUUGAUGAGUUUGGGCGUACUUCAAGUCCACAGCAGACUGAAGUUUGUCAAGCAAUUUUUAAAAAGUUGUUGGAGAAUAAUUGGCUUUCAGAAAAUACAAUGCAACAGCUCUAUUGUGAUACUUGCAAAAGAUUCUUGGCUGAUCGGCUUGUGGAGGGUAAUUGUCCAACACCAGGUUGCAAUUAUGAUUCUGCACGUGGAGAUCAGUGUGAAAAGUGUGGGAAGCUUUUAAAUCCCACAGAACUACUUGACCCAAAAUGCAAGGUCUGCCGUAAUACUCCACGGAUCCGUGAUACAAAUCACCUUUUUCUUGAGCUUCCUCUGCUGAAGGAUAGAUUAGAAGAAUACAUUCGCACCACGUCUGUGGCUGGAGGAUGGAGUCAGAAUGCUAUUCAAGCAACACAUGCUUGGCUUAGAGAAGGGUUGAAACCACGGUGUAUCACAAGAGAUUUGAAAUGGGGAGUUCCUGUUCCACACGAGAAAUUCAAGGACAAGGUUUUCUAUGUAUGGUUUGAUGCGCCUAUUGGAUAUGUCUCAAUCACGUCAUGCCACACACCAGAAUGGGAGAAGUGGUGGAAGAAUCCUGAAAAUGUGGAACUGUUCCAGUUUAUGGGCAAGGAUAAUGUGCCUUUUCAUACUGUGAUGUUCCCCUCAACUCUUCUUGGAACAGGUGAAAAUUGGACUUUCAUGAAAACCAUCAGCGUUACAGAAUACUUGAACUAUGAAACAGGGAAAUUCUCAAAGAGUAAGGGUGUGGGAGUGUUUGGAAAUGAUGCAAAAGACACAAAUAUCCCUGUGGAGGUGUGGAGAUACUAUUUGUUGACAAAUAGGCCAGAGGUAUCAGACACCUUGUUCACGUGGGUUGACUUGCAAGCAAAGUUGAAUAGCGAGCUUCUGAGCAAUCUAGGAAAUUUUAUCAACCGAGUCUUGAGUUUCAUUGCCAAAGACCCAGCUUCAGGCUAUGGUUCAAUCAUUCCUGAUGCUCAGGGUGCUGAUUCUCAUCCAUUGACAAAAGCAUUGGGAGAGAAAGUGGGUAGUUAUGUCGAGCAGUAUAUAGAAGCAAUGGAGAAGGUGAAACUAAAACAAGGCUUGAAGCUUGCUAUGACUGUAUCUGGUGAAGGAAAUGCUUAUUUGCAAGAAAGCCAAUUUUGGAAGCUUUACAAGGAGGAUCGGCCUUCCUGUUCUGUGGUCAUGAAAACUUCGGCUGGACUAGUUUACCUUCUUGCAUGUCUCCUAGAGCCUUUUAUGCCAUCUUUCUCCCUUGGGGUACUUAAGCAGCUCAACUUGCCACUUGAGACACAACUCUCACUUUCUGAUGAGAAAGGUGAUGUUGAAAGGGCUAAAAGACCUUGGGAUAUCCUACCUGCUGGUCAUAAAAUUGGGACUCCUGCACCGUUGUUCAGAGAACUGAAAGAUGAGGAGGUAGAGUUUUAUAGGGAGAAAUUUGCUGGAAGUCAAGCGGAUAGAAUUGUGAAGGCCCAAGCUGAAUCUGAGGCCAAAAAACUUGCUGGAAAACUUAAGGAAACAAAAGUUUCAGAUGGUAAUAAUGCAAAGAAGGAUCGCCCAAAAAAAUCUGCUGACUCAAAGCCCAAGGCUUCAGCUCCUGCCGAGUCUGAAAUAUCUGUUAGUAGACUAGAUAUCAGAGUUGGCCUCAUUACAAAGGCUCAGAAACAUCCUGAUGCUGAUUCUUUAUAUGUGGAAGAGAUUGAUGUUGGUGAACCACAGCCCCGCACAGUCGUUAGUGGCCUGGUCAAGUAUAUACCACUUGAAGACAUGCAGAAUCGGAAGGUAUGUGUUCUUUGUAACCUGAAGCCAGCAUCGAUGAGGGGUAUAAAGUCUCAAGCAAUGGUCCUUGCAGCUUCUAACAGUGAUCACACCAAGGUUGAGUUGGUUGAGCCUCCCCAGGGGGCUGCUGUCGGUGAACGAGUAACAUUCCCAGGGUUUGAUGGCUUGCCCGAUGAUGUCCUCAACCCGAAGAAGAAGGUGUGGGAAACAGUUCAAGUGGAUUUGCAUACUGAUAAAGAGUUGGUGGCCCGCUACAAAGAUUUGCCAUUUACAACAUCAGCCGGUGUCUGCAGGGUUGCAUCAAUUACUGAAGGCUCAAUCAGAUAAGAUUAGCAUUCUGUAAACUUAAUAGAAUAUCCCAGUUUUUGUCCCAUUGAUACUUGAUCUUGAACCAGCAAUUUGUCUGAUUAUUGUGGAAAGGUGAAGUACAAAACACACCAUAAGUUGUCUGAUUUAAAUGACUAGGGUUUUGCAAGUUUCUUUGCAUAUCCUUUUAUAAUGGUAAUCAAUUAGUUUCCUUUUUUUCUCUUCA